AUGGAAUUACCAAAGAAAGAGCUGGAUUGGGAGAAGGCCCUGUGCGCCGUGGGCUGGGAAUCUCAACGCAGCAGGGGCAAACACGCUCCCGCAGUCUCCCCCCUCUGCCAGCUCCUGCCCUCACACAUGACAGUGUCAGUGGCCUUGGGAGCCAAGAGAGGAUCAGUGUCAGAGGUGUCGGGACGCGCUCCCUCUGUUGAGACGCACACAGAGGACAGUGAGUCGCUGCCAGAAUCAAUGCCACCUCCAUCCAUCACCUCCUGCUCCGAGGAGGAUGAGGAGGAGGAGGAGGUCUGA
Messenger RNA from Knipowitschia caucasica, 297 nucleotides. Lineage: Eukaryota; Metazoa; Chordata; Actinopteri; Gobiiformes; Gobiidae. The record is from the annotation of a GenBank genome assembly.